This is a messenger RNA of Salvelinus namaycush (lake trout), 2496 nucleotides long. It is a transcript of the gene stra6l, whose product is annotated as STRA6-like. Gene Ontology annotation, molecular function: signaling receptor activity; retinol transmembrane transporter activity. NCBI's taxonomy places the organism in Eukaryota, Metazoa, Chordata, Actinopteri, Salmoniformes, Salmonidae. The record is from RefSeq and is a predicted model, not a curated record. Gene Ontology annotation, biological process: vitamin A import into cell. Gene Ontology annotation, cellular component: plasma membrane. The transcript has 18 exons. The coding region runs from base 121 to 2094 and encodes 657 amino acids.
GUCACAUGACCGCAACUAGGAAACGGGGCUUUGAGAGCUAUCAGUAGAGAGUACUUUCUGUUGUCGCUUUUAAGAACUAUCUUUUAUGUUACUCCCUUGCUCGUUGAAAGUAGUUUCAUCAUGAUAAGAGGCAACAUGGGCUCUCCUAACCAGACCUGUGACAGUGGUGUAUCCAUGGACCUCUUCUUGCACUAUUCUCUCAUUCCAUCGUUCGUCAUCGUGGUUGUGCUGUCGGCCCUGCAGAGGAGAUCCAGACACCUGCCCAUUGAUGAGAAGCUCCCCUUUCUCAACAACCGCUUUGGCAUUGUUGUGCCUCUGGACCUCAUGGAGAACCUCAGUAACAGAUGGUCCUAUGGGUUUGCCUUCGGAGCUGUAUCCUCCAGUGUCUUGCUUCUUUUCUCAGAGAAUUACAUGACCUUCAACGUUCCACCCUGGGCCAAAGCUUUUGUGUACCUUAUGGGUGCUCUCGAGGUGGGCCUGGCCUAUUUCCCUUUCUUUGCGUGUCUGUCAACCCCUUGCCGAGAGUUUGGGGCUGUUCUGGGAAUUCUCUACUCUUUGACAUGGAUAAUCAUCACGCUGUGGGAUACAGUGAUGUGUCCCACUGGUAAGAUACUGGGUAGUCACCAGAAGCUAGUCUACCAGUGGCCGACCAUUUUGUCUCUCGUCUUCCUCCUGGGGCGGUUCACGUACAUGCUGGUCAAAGCUGUUCGGAUUCGACUCCAGCUUGAAACUGAGGACCAAGAGCAGCUAAUCCAGUGUCACCAGGCCAAGCAUGUACAGAGGUUGUUGAGGAGGAGCCCUAUUGACCGGAAACUGGAGACCAGUUGGUUCCAGAGGAGGGUAUAUGACUGGGACCCCCACUUCAAGUUCCCUAACAGAAUGAUCGGCACAUCCAUCAUAUCCCUGAUUGGCUUAUACACGAUGACUUUGGCUGACUAUAGUCUCAGUGACUAUGCGUUUGAUAGAUUGGAUGUUCUGAAAGACCAACUGAAGAAGCUGGCUUUUUCCUGCAAUGAGACAGAGAUAUUUGUAGCCAUGAUCCCCCAAUUUGAGGAAUUCACUAACGUUGCCAGAAAGUCCUGGCUAGCCACAACCAUCUUUGCCAGCCUAACGUCUGUGUCAUACACAUUCCAUGUGUUAGCAUGUUACCGGAAACAUCUGAAGAGAUUGUGGGCUGGGGAGAAGGGCUUUCUUCCUGAGAAGUUCCAUAAUCCCAAUUCUGCAGUCAGUGUGGCUGCCAUCACAAGAUACUCCGGAUGGCAAAUAGCAUUUACUUUGUGGGGUUUUCUAAUUGUUCACUUUGUCCAGUUCGUCUUUGCGUUGCUCUUUACCUACGGAGUUGUCCUCCCCAUCCAAAAUGGACGAGUGUUGGAAAUGUUGACCAACAUGGGAACCAUUCUUUUGACCAUAGGUAUCGUUAUAGGAUUGGUUAUACUACAGGUGGUGCUGGUCCAAGUGUUUUUCCUUCAGGACAAGAUCUCACCGUCAGACAGGAAGAAACCUCUGGCACUCAACAACAGGAAGGCGUUCCACAACUUCAACUACUUCUUCUUCUUCUACAACGUUGUGAUGGGCCUGAGUAACUGCAUCCUGCGUCUGCUGACCAGCUGUGUGGUGGGCACCUGGCUGGUGUCACGCAUCGACCGUACCAUCAUGCCGAGGGGAUACGAGUCCAUGGACCCUGGUUACAGCACUUGGAUCGGGAUGAUUUUUGCAGACCACUACCACAACAACCCUGUCAUGGUGUGUUUCUGCCAUCUUCUCCUGUCCAACACCAUGGCGAAACAACAGAGGACCACAGAGGCAGCAUCCUACUCCACGUUCAACAACACACCUUCGCCAGAUUCAGCCCGUGGAAGCCGGGCCAGGCGGAGAUGGAUGCUCCUCUACACCCUGAUGAAGAACCCACGACUGAUCCUCCUGAGGAAGAACAGGACCUCCUCUAGUCCCACUGACCACCAGGAUACUGUGGUCCAAGCCUGGCUGCUGGCCUCUCAGAUCGAACAGAUGGGACAGGCACCAGAGAUGACGGCCACAGCCGCUACAGUUACAUCAGAUCAGACGAUGACCAAUGGGCAGGCAUUAACUGACUGAUUCUGCUCAGGGUUUAUACACACGCAGCCUGAAAUAGUGUAGUACAAUACUAUGAUAUAACAUUUAGUAGACCUACACACAUUUCGAGGACACGUUUUGGCUCAUGAGUGCUACAUUUGAUACUACAGGCCAAUUCGUCUGUAGGCCAAGCUCUUACAAUGUAUUGUAUUGUAUGUGAUGAAUAAUAUGAUUAAUGUAUUGUAAAUUCGGGAAAUACCUACAUAAUUACUCCUACUGUGAAAGAUGACAGGACAAAUGGACACAGUUAUGCUUUUUACCUCAUAAUGGUCUGUUUGUUUUUAGUAGGCCACAUAGCCGCGGGAAGUAGAGGUGCUGAGGGUGCUGCAGCACUCCCUGAAAAAUCAUAAUAAAAAAAUAUACAGUACCAGUCAUAGGUUUGGA